Molecule: messenger RNA, 879 nt
Organism: Phoenix dactylifera (date palm)
Lineage: Eukaryota; Viridiplantae; Streptophyta; Magnoliopsida; Arecales; Arecaceae
Product: protein RADIALIS-like 1
Molecular function (GO): DNA-binding transcription factor activity
Source: RefSeq, a predicted model, not a curated record
CUCAGCUGAGGCCUACGCAGCCUUGUUCUUGGUCCUCACUCUCUGUGGUUCCCCUCUCAUAUUCUGCUAUCCUUCGCUCCUUUAUUCGCCAACUGGCUAUACCUGAGCACCAUCCACAACCUCACUCCCCUCCUAUUUAUGAGGAGCACCAUGGGCAACUGCCUCCCCACAUCCGCCCACACUAAGUCCAUAGAGUCUAGAACUCAGAACAGCCUCGUUCCCUCUAAACUCACCAUUUUCCUCACUGCCACCAACUUCUCCACUACUUAGAAUUAUAUCACCUCCCUCUUCAGCAAUCCUUUCAGUUCCUUCUUCUUCUUCUUCUUCUUCUUCUUCUUUUUUUAACAGAUGGCAUCCACUUCAUUGAGCUCUCCCUGGACACCAAAGCAGAACAAGAUGUUUGAGACAGCCUUGGCGAAGUACGACAAGGAUACGCCUGACCGCUGGCACGAUGUGGCCCGGGCUGUUGGUGGGAAGUCCGCCGAAGAGGUGAAACGCCACUAUGAAAGGCUUGUUGAGGACAUCAGGCAGAUUGAGUCAGGCCAUGUACCAUUCCCCAGUUACCGGUCGUCCGGCGGCAGGGGCUGAAGUAUCUAAAGCUCCACUGAAGCAACAAGUAGGAAGCAGUGCCUGUGUUUGUAUCAAGUAGCUAGUAGGGGGCAUAACUCUUCUCUGGAGAUGCAGAUAGAACUCACAGAAGUAAAAUGCAUGCGACUUUCAGAAGAAGAUCACAUGUCACUAUUCUUAUCGAGCCUUCUGUUUCUACUCUUACCUACCUUCCCUCCAUUUUCAUCCUACUGUAAAUCUAUGCCAUAAAAUGUCUGUCUAGUCUUCUAGUUGGUGUGCUUAUUGUUUAAUGAAGCUAAGUUUGACACGGCA